CUGCCUGAUAUUAUAUUCUGGAGCACGCCGCCUCGCCUCGCGCUAGAUAUUUCGAGUGUUGCUUCUACCACCUAUGAAUUUACCUAGUCUCAGUCACAGAACACGCCCGGUGCAGCCGCCCGCAUCGCUUAAUAAACCUUUAGCGAUAAUAUCGGAUUUAUUUGUCUAGUUUCUCGUGGUUGCGCGUUUCACGUCAGAGAGUUGUAUGUGUAAACAACACAGGAUUGAAACCGGAUUUCGCUCUAUGAUUUUCAUAGACGGAUUACGCGGAUCUCCACUAAGCGGGUUAAGUAGCGGUCACGCAGCAUGAGCGUGGAGGACCGGAGCGCUAGCACCAGCACCGGCGUGAUCCGCGGGUGGGGCUGCACGCCGACCGGCGACCCGCCGCCCGCCACCGUCUGCGAGGGGCGAAGCCCCACCGUCUGUCUCCCCGCCGGACUAGUCAGGGGCUGGAGAAGAACCUGCCUUUACGCCAUCAUAGUGGUGUUAAUGGUGCUGGUGUUUCUAAACAUAGCGCUGACCCUCUGGAUUAUAAGCACGUUGCGGUUAAAUGCGAAUGGCAUUGGCCCAAUCAAGAUCAUCAAGAACGGCAUCCAGCUGGACGGGCAGGCGUGGGUGGUGGACCAGCUGGCGGUAUCAACAAUCUCCUCGGCGCCCGCGCAGCCCGUCACCGUGCACUCUUACCGCAACUUCAGCGUGCUGGUCUCGGAACCCACUUUCGGGAACAACAACACUUUGCGACAUGUGGAACUGGCCAAGUUACUAAUUAAGCGUGACAGCGUAGUGUGUAGCGGUCGUAAAUUUGAGGUUCGCGACGCGCACGGCGCCAGCGUGUUCUCGGCGUCGCGCGACGAGGUGCGCGUGGCGGCGGAUACUUUGGCGGUGGCCGGCGCGGGCGGCGUCACGGUCAAGAACGCGAUACAGGCGCCCUCUGUACGCGCGCCACCUGGAUCUGACUUACAGUUGGAAUCAUUGACCAGACGCCUGAGCUUGAAGGCGCCGCAGUCGAUACAUUUCGACAGCAGAGCGGGCAGCAUGGAUAUGACAUCACAUGGCGAUAUAAAGUUCAACUCUCUCGUUGGAUCAAUUAAAUUCGAUGCUCCGAAUAUUAUCAUUAGUAAUCUAAAGGAGGCCAACGUGACAAACAAGGCUCAGAAGAAUAUUAGAACAAUGAAAGUUUAUCAGCUCUGCGUCUGCUUAUCGGGGAAGCUGUUCCUCGCGCCACCUGACAGCGUGUGCGCCUCCACUGAUGACGACAUGUGCCGAUGAUGAGCGACGUUACAUUCAAAAUAAGAACUUUUUGAACUGAUACGAGUAGUAUCAUAUCUCCGUAGAUUUAAAAAAAAACUCUACAAUACAACAGAGAAGUGAAUUCUAAUAUGCCAGUGCCUAAUAUUGAAAAGUUUGUUUGAUGAAAAAUAGAGAUUAGAGAAUGGACGAAUAAU
Molecule: messenger RNA, 1445 nt
Organism: Ostrinia furnacalis (Asian corn borer)
Lineage: Eukaryota; Metazoa; Arthropoda; Insecta; Lepidoptera; Crambidae
Product: delta-sarcoglycan
Exons: 6
Coding region: 307-1269 (320 amino acids)
Biological process (GO): heart contraction
Cellular component (GO): membrane; sarcoglycan complex
Source: RefSeq, a predicted model, not a curated record